This is a messenger RNA of Populus euphratica (Euphrates poplar), 2283 nucleotides long. RefSeq names its product glucan endo-1,3-beta-glucosidase 3-like. The record is from RefSeq and is a predicted model, not a curated record. Lineage: Eukaryota; Viridiplantae; Streptophyta; Magnoliopsida; Malpighiales; Salicaceae. The transcript has 4 exons. Bases 1148 to 1918 code for a protein of 256 amino acids.
CCACAUGAUCCACAUAGCUCCUGUGGCAAGAUCUGAUCACUCUAGGCCAAAAGAAUUAGGGAAAAAAAGGAUGCUUUUAGAGCUCUUCACAAGAUUAAUUAGUAAUAAAACUCAGUUGUCAGCGGUUUGUCCUGCUUGAUUUUUUAUUUUUCUUGAUGCUUUUCCUCUGCAGAAUAAGAACCUUGCUUUGACCUUUCUGCUUAGCUUCAGUAUACCUUAUGCACCACUCUUUACAAACAGGGAAUCAUUAUCUAUUUCCAUACAUGUUGAAGUGAGAAAUUUGAAAGGUUCGUGUCGCUAUGAAGAAUAAGAAAUGAAAAGCACAUUCUUUCUAUGUAGUUGGCAGUCUUGAUCAAGAACAACCCAACAAGAAACUGUAGCAAAUACCUUUUUUUAAGUCUUUAACCCACCAAAAAGCAGAGAUCAGGGGAGAGAAUACUUGAGUAUCACUCAUGCCCCUUCGGUUGAUCCAAGCUCAUCCCUCGGAAGGUCAUCAGUGGGGCAGUCCACCUCGCGCUGUGCUCUAUCUUUCUCUACCUCUCUCUUUAUACAGCAUCUGAGGGGGCACCUAGUUGAGCACAAAGACAUGCAGCGCCUGUCUAGCUUAGCUAAGAAAGCUUACUGGACAUAAUUGAAGGUUGGCCUUGCUCUCAUUAUUUAUGAAACACUAAAAGAAGAAGAACAGACCAAUAAAAAUAAAACAAAAGGCAAAAUGUAGACGUCAUCGUCAUCAUUACAACCAUCACUUACCAGCCCACACACCAAGCCUAAAUCCCAAAACAAUUCUCUCACUUUACUUCUUUUUCAACCUUCUUCUCACCUUUUCCCUCUUUUUUUGUUCCAUCUCUUGCUUAUGAACCCUCCUCUACACCCGUCUCCUUUCUCAAGUCUUCCUCUACAAACACAUACAUUACCCCCUCCCUCCCUCCCUCAAGAGGGUACUUAUUCCACAAAAUAUAUAUUCUUUGCACAGCACAAAGAAUGCAAAAUCCUCUCUUUUCAACAAGGUCAUUGAUGCUUCUGUAAUUUAACAUUUGUUUACUUCUUUUCCCUUUCUUUCCUUUGAAUAAAGGGUAAGCUGAUUAGAUAAAUACAUCAAAGAAGAGAAGAAGAAGAAGAAGAAGAAGAGGGUCGGGGGUUUAAGCCCAUGGGUGGCAGAGUCAUCUACUCCCUAAUGUUUUGCCUACUCGGUCUCUUCCUUUCUUCAUCAGGUUCAAGUGUUGCAAAAAGGUUAGCAAAUGAGAAUAGUAAACGAGCAGGCCAUGGAACAACACAGGUUGUAGUCCUUGUGAAUUUUAUUUCCGGCAGCCAGAAGGACAUCACCACCCCAAUAACCACUGUUCCCACAAUAAUUCCCACCACAUCGACUCCCAUGAUAAACCCAAAUUCAGACCCCGAUUCCACAUCGCCCGCUACCAUUACGCCAGUGGUAACCCCAACGUCAACAACACCACCUGUGUCUGCAGGAGCUAGCUGGUGUAUUGCUAGCCCAAGUGCAUCACCAACAGCGUUACAAGUUGCUUUGGAUUAUGCUUGUGGCUAUGGCGGUGCUGAUUGCUCAGCAAUUCUACCUAGUGGAAGUUGUUAUAAUCCAAACACUGUUCAUGACCAUGCCUCCUAUGCAUUCAACAGCUAUUAUCAGAAGAAUCCAGUGCCCAGUAGCUGUAAUUUUGGAGGAACUGCUGCUACUACUAGCACUAAUCCAAGUACUGGGACAUGUCAGUUUCCGUCCACUAGCACAAGCUCUUCGGUCUUGAACACCACAAACUCAAAUGGUGCGACUGUUUAUGGUGCAGUGCCUUCAAAUCCUGCCCCAUCGGUAGCUACCAAAAUUAACGAGAAACCACAUUUUAUGUCUCUGACAUUUAUCAUUUUGUCGCUGGCUAAAUUAACAUCAACUCUGGGCUACAGGGGAUAAACUCACUCGAUUUGUUGCAUUUAUCAUCAUGUUGCUGGCUAAAUGUCGAUCUCUGACAUUUGUAGAUGGUGCUAUACUGAUCUGUUGCUUGCCCUGCUUGCUAGCUAGUCUAUGCUUUUUAGGAGACUAGUGAGCAGCUCAUGUGCAGGAACGCUGAAUGCUAUGGGGCAUAAUCUCAUGCCUUACUUUUUUGGUUACGAAUUGUAUUUGAUCUGUAAAUUAGUUGCUAGUAGUGAUCAUAUGAAGGGAGGUGUGUAGAGAAAGAAAUUGCAUUUUGAUGGUGGGGUUUUUUGUGCUGGUAGAAACAAGCAAGAGGAAUUUGCUCUUCGUUUUGCAGUGUUACAGAUUUGGCAUUUUUUUUUCUU